Rhea pennata is the source of this 1546-nucleotide messenger RNA. RefSeq names its product myosin regulatory light chain 2, smooth muscle minor isoform-like. Gene Ontology annotation, cellular component: cytoplasm. Gene Ontology annotation, biological process: platelet aggregation. The transcript has 3 exons. Gene Ontology annotation, molecular function: calcium ion binding. The coding region runs from base 303 to 614 and encodes 103 amino acids. The record is from RefSeq and is a predicted model, not a curated record. Lineage: Eukaryota; Metazoa; Chordata; Aves; Rheiformes; Rheidae.
AAAAAAAAAGGCCUCAGGGAGGGGGGAAGAAAAGGUGGAGGCGAUGCCGCCACUGACGCGGCUGCUUGAGUCUGAGCCUCAGGCGGCGGCGAAGGCGGGGCGACUGGCGUGGUUUCGCCUUGGCACCCCGCAGGCAGGGGCUGUGCGUGUCCGAGCAGCGCGGGAGGGCGCCCGGAGCUUCUGGGCUCCCAGCGCGGGGAUGGAGAUGGCCCUGGCCGUCUAGGGCAGGUGGCGUUCGCUCGAGAGGGAAGCGGCUUUUAAACAUACCAAGGAAGAAUCCAACAGAUGAAUACCUAGGUGCCAUGAUGAAUGAGGCUCUAGACCCCAUUAACUUCACCAUGUUCCUCACGAUAUUUGGAGAGACGUUAAAUGGCACAGACCCAGAAGAUGUAAACAGAAAUGCUUUUGCUUGUUUUGAUGAGGAAGCAACAGGGUUUAUUCAAGAAGACUACCUGAGAGAGCUGCUGACAACUAUGGGAGACAGGUUUACAGAUGAAGAGGUAGAUGAGCUACCUCUCAGAGAGAGAGAGGUGCCAAUUGACAAAAAGGGGUAUUUCAACUACAUUGAGUUCACAUGUAUCCUUAAAUAUGGAGCAAAAGAUAAGGAUUAUUGAGCAAAUCUCUGGAUGCUGGCAGACAGCUUUUUAUUUUCCAUUUACUUUGUUUCUCAGGGUUUGUUUUUUCUUUAUUCCUGUUAGAGCAUUUUGCAUGCAUUUUUAGCAUUUCAGCUCUUCUAUGGACUCUGAAGCUGCUCAGGCAUACCUGCACCUCUGUGUUAAGACUGGAAAUGGACAGGGAGAUGGGAUGGCUUACAGUGAUAGAGGUUUAGGGACAAAUAUCAAUGAAUGUAAAGACUCAAGUAAAAAUGUUAGUGUUAGCUAGAUUUUUACAUUUUGUGGUAUUUUUUCAAAUAAAAAGCUUAUAUUAAGUAUAUCAUUAAACCUUUUCUUACUAGAAGUGGACUGUUUAUAUAAUCAUAUCUGUACACACUUUUGCAAGUGGAUACGAUCAUGAUGUUAUCUAUUUUUGCAUUAGAAAAUGAAGUGUAAGUUAUUUAAGCAUACUGUAUUGCAGUAAUUGUGUACUUCACUUACUAUUGUGAUAGGCUAUAAAAUAAUGAAAAAUCUCAAUGAUUCAAAUUUUAGUACAUUGUAAGUUAAUGGUUUUUGUCCUAGACUUGCACAUUUAAAUUUUAAAAAUCCUAUAGAUGUAAUUCAGGUGGUAUUUUACCAUCUUUACUUACCAUUUCUUGACACUGAGUACCAUAUUGAUACUGCUUUUUAAAAACUUAUAUGAAAAAUCCAAGUAUUUCCUUAAAAAAAGAAAUUGUGUAUGAGUAGAGUGUGAGUGAUACUUUUUUCCAGAUCUGCAGCCUUGACAAUAUAGAAUUCAUUCAAUUUAUUUGCAGACAUUUUUUCUUUCCUCUUCCUAUUUUUUCUCAAAAUGAAGUGAGAAUGGGGCUUGAGGAAGAAGGAAGGUGUGUUGCUUUAUUUGUAUUCUUGCUUUCCAAAUGAAACAAUACACAAUUUAUUUUUAAGAGCUUCUC